UCACAAGAGCCUUCUCUCCCUCUCCCUCUCAGCUUGCUUCUUCUCCUCUCGCUUUCGCUCUUCCUUCUUCCCCGCACGCGACGCGGCACGAGGGGGGGACGACCGUGGUGGGUGGCCCGAGCCGAGCGAGCGACGACCGCGCCUGCGGGGGGACGGGGCGGUGGUGGGCCGCCGCGGGUAGCUGCGUGGUGCGCCGAUCCAUGGACGAGGCCCCGGCCCGGAUGGCCGACGACGGGCCGGCGGAGCAGCAGGCGGCGAUGGGGAUGGAUGACUCGCAGUUCCUCGGAUCGAUGAUGGGGGAAACCGUCCUCGCCCAGCCCGCGCUCGCUCCGCCUCUGCCUCCGGCGCCAGACUUCCACCACCAGCAGCCGGUGAAACGGGAGGUGAAGGUGGAGCUAGAGCAGGAGGCGAUGGUCGGGGUCAAGCGGAGGAGGGGGCGGCCGCCCAAGACCAGUGCCGGCGGGACUGCGCCAGCGCAGGCGGCGGCCGUACUCGUCCCCGCUUCCGUUUCCGCUGCCGCGACGGCGAGGAAGGCCGCGGCCAAGGCGGCCAGGAAGAGGGCGGAGGACGAGGAGGAGGUCGUGUGCUUCAUCUGCUUCGACGGCGGCGACCUCGUCGUCUGCGAUCGGAGGGGGUGCCCCAAGGUGUACCAUCCGGCGUGCAUCAAGCGUGACGAGGCCUUCUUCCAGUCCCGCAGCAAGUGGAAUUGCGGUUGGCACAUAUGCAGCAGCUGUGAAAAGCCAGUGCACUAUAUGUGCUAUACAUGUACAUUCUCCGUCUGCAAAAUAUGCAUUAAACAAGGUAAAUUCUUUGGUGUCAGGGGGACCAAGGGCUUCUGCGACACAUGCUUUGGGACUAUAUUUUUGAUAGAAUCAAAAGAUGACGAUGAUACUAAGGUUAGGGUUGAUUUUGAUGAUCCAAACAGUUGGGAAUACCUGUUCAAGCUUUAUUGGUUAGAUCUAAAAGGAAAGCUUUCAUUAACAAUGGAAGAACUAACUGGUGCCAAGAGCCGAUGGAAUGCUCCUAUUACUUAUGCUAGGAAAGAAAAGGAUGAAUCAUCUGAUGAUCUAUAUGAUGCCAAUGAUGAUGAUGGUGGUGGUUCAAGAAAACGAAGAUGUGCUAAUUCUUCAAGGGGUCGAAAACGUCGAAAAGCACAUUCCAAUCGUACAAUUGCUGUAGAAAAUGUUGAAAUUUCAACUGGAGAUGCUGGAAGCCUACCCAAGAAAGAACCAAGCGAAGGGGUGCUCUUGCCGCCAGAUACUAAAUGGGCUUCACCAGAGCUACUGGAGUUUGUUGGACACAUGAGGGAUGGUGACCAAUCUUUUAUUUCCCAGUUUGACGUGCAAGCUCUUCUGCUUGACUAUAUAAAAAAGAAUGACCUCCGCGAUCCCCGGAGGAAAAGCCAAAUUAUCUGUGAUUCAAGACUUCACUGCUUGUUCAGAAAAACACAUGUUGCUCAUUUUGAGAUGUUGAGGCUUUUGGAAAUGCACUUUCUUGUAAGUGAUGCUUCAACAGUAAAUAAUGGCAGUCAUGUGGAUAUCAAGCCUAAUUCGGCCCGGAUAGAUGCCAGUGGAUAUUGUGAAAUGACAGAAAAGUUGUCCCCUCAUAGAAAGAAGAGGAUGCAUGGAAAGAUGGAAAGAGAACCACUGGCCAAUCUCAACGAUUACGCAGCAGUUGAUAUGCACAAUAUGAAUUUAAUCUACUUGCGCCGUAGCUUGAUGGAGGAUCUUAUUGAUGAUUCCGCAUUCCCGGCCAAAAUAUCUGGUGGUUUUGUGAGGAUAAAAAUUUCUGGUCUUGGACAGAAGCAAGAUAUGUAUCGUCUAGUGAAAGUUAUUGGAACACAUAAAGUUUCAGAAAAAUACAGCACUGGGAAGAAGACGACAAAUUUUGCACUUGAGAUAUUAAAUCUAAACAAAAAAGAGAUUAUCACGAUGGAUACAAUAUCAAAUCAGGACUUCACAGAGGAGGAAUGCAAACGCUUAAGGCAGUGCAUGAAGUGUGGUUUAAUCAGCCGACUAAAAGUGGGUGAUGUUCAAGAGAAAGCGGUGAUCUUCCAAUCUGUAAGAGUGAAUGAUUGGUUGGACAAUGAAAAGCAGAGGCUGGGCUAUCUUCGAGACCGUGCAAGUGAAACAGGACGCAGAAAGGAUCUUAGAGAGUGUGUGGAAAAGCUACAGCUUCUCAACUCUUCUCAAGAAAGAGCGCGCAGAAUAAAUGAAGUUCUAGAAGUGCAUGUUGACCCCCAUAUGGAUCCUGAUUAUGAAUCUACUGAAGAAAUGGAUUAUCAAAAAGCUGUUGUACGAAUUGUAAAUGGGAAAAAAUCAGACGGGUUCUUCUCACCAGUUAACCAGCAAAAUCAUGCAGAGAGAAUAUCUGAUGCUAUCCGCCAUCCCAGAAACCUGUCUAAACAAAGUACAAUACGCAAAGUGGCAGCAGGAAGGAACUCUAGGAAAUUCCAUUCAGCAGUUGGUACGGAUAUUCCAAAAUCUGGCACCUGCAUAAACACCAAGAUUUCUGAAGCUGCAUCACCUUCCGGAGUAACACUAUCAAGCGACAUGGAGCCAGAGAAAGUCUGGCAGUACAAGGAUCCUUUGGGAAACGUUCAGGGCCCAUUUACUCUUUUGCAGCUAUCCAAAUGGACAACUUAUUUCCCACAUGAUCUAAGAGUAUGGCUGAUUUUUGAGAGUGAAGAGAGGUCAUUGUUGUUGACAGAGGUGCUCUCAAAACAACCAAAAGAUUUUGGUCAGGCUGCAACAGUUCCAAGUAGUAAAACAACUUUGGCAGGCUCUGGACAAAACAGAAAACGCCCAAACGUUGAUAUGAACAGUGCUCUAUCCCCACUUGGUUACAGUACGCUUAAUUCUUCUGAAAUGAUGGUUAAGCCUGCUAAGUGUACUGUUCCAGAAAGGGGGAGUGUAAAUUCUUUAGAUGACAGGUUUUCAGUGUCAGGAAGCUCAGUUCCACCAAAGGAUGCUUGCGCUACAACUAGUAGAGUACAGUACCAGACAAAGAAUUCAUGCUUCGGUCCGUCUCCUGGGAGUCCGUACGAACAGUCAAAUUCGCAUCAUGAUGGCGUACAGGGAAGGUGCUCUGGUGAAUGGAACAAUGGCCACAACAGAGAUGGUCUGUGGAGUCCAACCAUGACGCAGACCAGCUGUAGUGGACAGGGUAAUGUAGAAUCUCAUGACAAUCAGCAUGAUUCUAAAAGUAGUUUAAAAGCAGGUUCUGCAAAGGAUCUGAGGCAGGAUUAUUCGCACACGGUGCCUACUCAACUAACCAGGAGAGAUGUCCCCAGUCCGGUGCUUGCUUCAAGUCCAUCCGAGUCCAGAACUGCUUCAAGUCAAUAUGAAAGCUCUUGCUUCAGUUCAACAACCAAUCCAAGUGUUCAUGAUGAACUUCAUUCUUAUAUUACUUCUGAAAAGGCUAGUAACUGUGCUCCUGUAACUUUUGUUGAAGAUAGAGGAUCCAGUUCACCGUCCGGCAUGCUAAGCCACUCAGAAAGAGUUCCAAUCUGUGGCACACAGUCAGUUCCUUCCAUGUCUAUUUCUGAAAUGUGCAAGGUGGGCGAGUCCAAGCAUAUGCAAAAAACACUUGAAGCUGAUGUAUCAAAUGCAUCAGUUAAUCAGUCUCCGCAGUCCAAGAUAUUCCUUGAUUCUUCCCCUGAUAACCAAGAUACUGAACGUGAAUGCCCUAGUCCUACUCUGAGAUCUGAGAGUAAGGAGCCUGCCAUGGAUCACUCGGGGCCAACACCAGUGGCACCUGAAACUUUAGAUAUUAAUAAGAUACCUGACUACUCUCCAGUUGCAAAUAUUCCCGUGAAAUCUGAACCUCCAGCAACAGAAGUAGGUCCCACUGAACAUGAAUACCCUAGUCCAACUACGAGAUCUGAGAGCAAGGAGCUUGCCGUGGACCACCCAGGGUCAACAUCAGUAGCACCGGAAACUUUAGAUAUUCAGCGACCUGACUACUCUCCAGUUGUUAAUAUUUCCCUGAAAGCUGAUCCUCCAGCUACGGAAGUAGGAACCAGGGAAAUAGGUGCCACAGGAUCAAUACCUAACCCGGAGAAAACAGAUUUAUGUGGUGAAGAUUCUAAUAUUCAAAAAGAAUUUUGCAGGGAGUCUACUCUUGUCGCAAGUGAGAAAAUGGUGGUUGGUCCUGCCUCUCGCGCCGAGCUGAUAGAUGUGUGUGAUGUUUCGGGAUCAGUGUCUAACCUUGAGAAAACAGAUUUAAGAGGUAAAGAUUCAAAUAUUCAAAAAGAAUUGUACAGCGAGUCUAUUCUUGUCAGAAGUGACAAAAUGAUGGUUAAACCUGCCUCUGGUGUUGAGUCCAUAGAUGUGGCCAAUGUCUUGGAAUCAGUAUCCAACCUUGAGAAAAGAGAUUUAAGUGGUGAGGAUUCAAAUGUUCAAAAAGAAUUAGUCAGUGAGUCUACUCUGGUCAUGUGUGAGAAAAUGGUGGCUGAACCUGCCACUUGUGCUGAGCCGAUAGAUGUGUCUGGUGUCUUGAAACCGGUAUUUAGCUUAGAGAAAACAGAUUUAAAACAUGAAGAUUCAAAUAUUCAGAAGGAAUUGCACACCGAGCCUAUUAUUGGUACAAGAGAGAACAUAGUGGUUGAUCCUGCCUCCUGUGCUGAGUCAAUACAUGUGACUGAUGUCUUGGAAUCAGCACCUACCCUAGAGAAAACAGAUCUAGAAGGUGAAGAUUCAAAUAUUCAGAAGGAAUUGCAGGCCGAGUCUAUUAUUGUCACAAGAGAGAAAAUGGUGGUUGAUCCUGCCUCCGGUGCUGAGUCAAUACAUGCGCCUGAUGUCUUGGAAUCAGUAUCUAACCUAGAGAAAACAGAUUUAAAAGGUGAAGAUUCAAAUAUUCAAAAAGAAAUGUUCUGUGAGCCUACUCUUGACACAAGCGAGAAAAUGAUAAUUGAUCCUGCCUCUUGUGCUGAGUCGAUAGAUGUGUCUGACGUCUUGGAAUCAGUAUUUAACCUAGAGAGAACAAAUUUAAAAGGGGAAGGUUCAUGUAUUCAGAAGGAAUUGCACCCCAAGUCUAUUUUUCUCACAAGAGAGAACAUGGUGGUUGAUCCUGCUUCCUGUCCUGAGUCGAUACCUGUAUCUGAUGUCUUGGAAUCAGUAUCUAAGGAAACCGAUUUAAAAGGUGAUUAUUCAAAUAUUCAAAGAGACUUGCAUGAAGUAUCUACUCUUGUCACAAGAGAGAACAUGGUGGUUGAUCUGGCCUCUUGUGCUCGGUCAAUAGAUGUGCCUGAUGUCUCGGGCUCUUUAGUACCACAAAGUUGUGGAACUACGUACAUGGAUGCAAUAGCAGCAAUCGAAGAUUUCAUGACCACUUCACCUGAGGAAGAACCACAAUGCUCUAGCCCCAUUGCAUUAUCCCCUUGGGGUGAACCUGGUUACUAUCAAGGCGAUGCUGUUGAUUCUACGCUAUGGGAUGUCCAAGAUUAUCCAAUGAAUGAUGUGUGGUCAUUGCUGCCACCAACGCCUACUCUACAACAUUUAUCUGGCGAAAAAACCGAUGGGAGUGUUGCUCAUGUUACCGAAAGGGUAACUGUUAUCCAAGGAGAUAAUGAACUUUUUCAAAGAGGUCCAACACCAGGGGAGGAAAAUGUAGAGCUAGCAAAUGCAGGUGCUUCCACAGCUUGGGGAUUGAAUGAGCAGGUGAGACCAAAAUCUACUGCUGUGUCAGUGCCAUCAAUAGAUGGGAGCACAGGAGUAUUUGGUUGGAAACCAUCAGCCAUUGACAGUGAGAGCUCAAACACUCCCAUCGCAUGGACCACUAGCCAGAAUCUAAACUCGUCCUCUAGUUAUGCAACAGCAGCAGCCUCUGUUAAAACCUCUCAGGAACCAUCAAGGAAGAAGGAAUGCCCUGAUCUGAAUGUUGCUAAUUUGGAAGAGGCACUUGGGAACACCAAGAGCUUGAAACCGUCUACUGGUAAUGCUAAUCGGGGCAGCCAGCGGAAUCACCACCGUGACAGGUAUUCCGAGAUAAGUGAAUCUUGGCUCCUUAGCUCAAAUUACUCUAGGAGUAGGUCUGCUGGAUUUAGAGGCGGCGCAGCAUCACGAACAUCCCCGAGGGGGCAAACUCAGAGAGGGAUAUGUAAAUUUCAUCAGAGUGGGUACUGCAGGAAGGGUUCAUCUUGUAGUUACCUACACCCUUCACUCCAACAGUAGCAAAGAGGUUUUGAAAAUUCUUUACUCAUAUUCUGUCCACUUUUGUAUAGUCUAAUCACGACCGUAGUCAACCUAGGGCUUACACGAUCUUCUUGGCUCUAUCAACUGUAGUAAGGAGUGCCGAGUAUUGUUAUGUGUCAUAGGAGCAUGAUGACUGAUGCCCUGCCCAGGAAAUAGAUUCCUCUGUUGGGGCAUGGCCUAUUGUCUAUCCACUAUGCACUGUUCAAUUGAUCUGCAUUUGUACACCAAUUUUUUUUGUCUUGCCGCUGAUUCGCCUGAUGAUGUAUUGGAAAUUGUGAUGUCUAACCGAUUGGCUUAGUUUCGUGAUA
Molecule: messenger RNA, 6502 nt
Organism: Brachypodium distachyon (stiff brome)
Lineage: Eukaryota; Viridiplantae; Streptophyta; Magnoliopsida; Poales; Poaceae
Exons: 12
Coding region: 201-6173 (1990 amino acids)
Cellular component (GO): Cdc73/Paf1 complex
Molecular function (GO): DNA binding; metal ion binding; RNA polymerase II C-terminal domain phosphoserine binding
Source: RefSeq, a predicted model, not a curated record